CACUCCGGUAUCGUCGCCGGCGUUUCGCGUUCGAAUUAACCGCGCACGUAUGCACGUACGUAAGUUUUUCGUAAACAUUUUGGCGAUCUCGAUUUCUCGGUUACGGAUUUUCAAUUUUACUAUAAAACACCUAAUCGAGUUUCGUCCGGCCAAACGAUUACGCGUCGACAAUACGUGUAGAUACGUGCACCUUUUAUGCAGGCAAUCGCGGUAUUAUAACAUAAUUUAAGUGUACACCGUGAAUACAUUUAAUCGUGUGCAAAACGUGUAUAACGCGGGGAGUGCUGUGUUGCGGGAAUCGAAUCCCGUUACCCUCCCACGCGCCAAGUGUUUGUGCGGUUUUUUAAGAAAACAAUAUUUUCGAGUGUUUUUUUUUCACGUGUUCGUGCCACCGAAAUGAUGAUGCUGCCCUGCGUGUUGAUGGUGUUGGUGUACACAGCGGAUAAAACAGGAUGUUCAUACCAGAGUCAUGGGGGAAGCGACAAGAAUGGUGCUGGCGGUAGCGGGCGUGACGUCAAUGCUGUGAAACCAGACGCCAACCAAUACUCUGGGCCGCAAUUCGACCCGGAAACACCCAGAAACGUGACUGCGCUAGAGGGAAAAUCUGCGUAUUUGACAUGCAAAGUCAAGAAUUUGGAUAACAAAACGGUGUCAUGGAUAAGACACAGAGACAUACAUAUACUGACAGUGGGCGCAUAUACAUACACCAGUGACCAACGGUUCCAGGCCAUUCAUCACAGAUCGCAUUCAGACCAGUGGACGUUGCAUAUAAAAUGGGCUCAAAAGAGAGACGCAGGCAUUUACGAGUGCCAGGUGAGCACGCAACCAGUAAGAAGCAUAUUCGUCACACUCAACGUCGUUGACGAUAAACCGCCACCUUCGAAGAACGACGAUAGUUUACUAGAUAUGAUGAUAAGAGACGGAGACUUUACAAAAGUGCCAUCUGCUUCGAUUUCUGGUGGUCCAGACAUUCACGUGAACGAAGGGAGUACCAUUAAUCUGACGUGCAUUGUGAAGUUCAGCCCGGAACCGCCGUCUUACAUCUUCUGGUAUCAUUACGACGAGGUGAUCAGCUACGAUUCGCUUCGCGGAGGCGUGAGCGUGGUCACAGAAAAGGGAGACGUGACGGUCAGUUAUCUGCUCAUACAGGAUGCAGUGCAAGCAGAUUCUGGCAAGUACACGUGCAACCCAUCAAACGCGGACUUAUCAAGCGUGGUAGUACACGUCCUAAAUGGCGAAAGUCCGGCGGCCAUGCAGACCGGUUCAGCUGGCUUAUCCAACAGUUCCAUCACGAUACUAUGCGUAAUGAUCCUAAGCUGGACAUUCACCAGAACCGACGAUCAGCUGAGAUAAUAAACACGCGCCCGCCGCCUAUAUCUGCCUCUCCAGCAACCAUUACUCUAAUAAUAUAAAUUAUAAAUUUUAUUAUUAUAUGAAAUUUACAUUUAAUUGCAAACUAUAAUGGUAACCAAAUUAAAAACAAAUAAAUACAAAAACAAAAAUAAUGUUAGAGCAAAAAAACCCGUGUGCGCGGCCGAAAGUGAUGUUUUCUCUCGUUUCUACCAACUACAAUUACAUUUCUUUAUAAUAUUAUGUUCAAUAUGAGUAUAUGACUUAUACGAUAGAGACCACUGUUAUCAUAAGAGAUGUGCUCGUGUUAUUUCUUUUUUAUUUUUUUUUUUUUAGAAACGUAUUUGUAAAUAUUUUUACUACAAUGAAAAAAUUAUUAUAAACAUUGUACAGAAUUUUUUUUCUAUAUACUAUUCACUACUAUGACGUCAAUCCCGGUGUAUGGAUAUUAUUAUCAUUAUAUAGAUGUCGCUUGAACACUGUGAGUUGUUUCCCACAAAGUCGUUGUAAAACACCAGAAAACACUCAUGUUUUUUUUUUUUUUUUUUUAUUUAUAACUGUUGCUUUGUACAUAAUAUAUACAUAAAAUUAUCCAAAUUCUCGUACAAUAAUAUGCACUCCCCAGUUUUCGACGCGUAUUCGUUUUAUUAUCGCGUCUCCUUAAAUUGUUUAAUAGUAAUUAAUGUCCGGUCGCUUGUUGUAAAAUAAAAAAAUAUUUUAUUUUUCGUACGAUGCAUAUUAUGUCGUAUUGCCGGCAAUAAAUGUCCAAACGGAACAUACCCACAAAAACGAAUAAAAAUCGAAAAGGGGUAAUCUUGCUCCGCUUAAGUGUGUAGCUACACAUCGUGUUAUGUUAUAAAUUUUACGAAAUCGUCACUGUGAAUUACAUGUGUAAUUAGGGGAUGAGGAGGGGAUCCAAUCAGCCUUUUCCAAUGUUUUACAAUUUUGGUAUACUGAGUAUUGAUUUAUAUACACCCUAGUAGGUGUAUAUUUUAUAAUAUGUGUAUAAUACAGGACUAUUCUAAAUUAUUCAUCUGUUGCUUGGCACUUGGUCUUCGAUCUUUAUCAACUCGAUAUUGCUCCAUGUGUCUCUUUUUUCUGGAUUUAUAUUAAAAAUACUGUUAACCAUAGUUAAAUAUAAGUUAAUCAUAACUUUUAGUUCGUUCUGUUUACGUACCACCAUUAUAAUUAACCAAAUUUAGAAGCUAAAAAAUCGGAAGAGUUAACUACAAACGGAUUUGCUGAAACAAGUAUGCGAUGCAUUGCAGACUAUCAAUUGGAUGUUGUUCUUGUAAGGAUUGGAAGUCAUACACAAUAUAUUGUAUGUAUAUAUACCAUAAACUAAAUUUAAAAUAUUAUUAUUUUAUUAAAUAUAGCAACUAUAUAUAGGUCCAAAACUUUCUUUUUUUUUUUUAAUUUUAUGUUUACAAUUACUUUUGACAAUUAUUAGGUACAGUAUAAAAGUUGCUUUCAAGAAGAAAGAGUAGUUAAUAGAGAUCCUUUUUUCUAUUAUUUGGUAUAUCUUUGUACAAAAUGUAAAUACGGUUGAUGGAAGAAAGUAAGAAAUAUUAUGGAGUGAAAAUUAUAGGAAUUGUAAUUUUGUUAAUUAAGGAUGUUAGAGUCAGUAGGCGAGGGUUUAGAAUGGGUUGUAACAUUUCGAUGAAUUAAUUGAUGAUUUUAAAUGACUGAUCAACUGAUGCUGUGUUGGCUAUGACUUUGGCAUAUGAUAUAUUUUUAUUGUUAUCCUUAUCAACAUUGGGCUUCAUAUGUGUUGAAGGCGGUAUAUUGAUAUUUGGAGUGGGAUGAUUAUUUAAUUUGGCUGUCUUGAGAUUUUUACGGUUUUUUAAAAUGUUUUUGUAUAGGGGACAGCCCUUAUAAAAGGUUGAUACGGACCUGUGCAUAGAGUGCACUUUGCAGAAUCCGAUGAUUAGCCUAAAAAUGAUGAUAUUCUGAAAUCAAAUGAAUCAUUUUAAUUAAUCCAGUAUAUAGAUACACUUGACUAACAAUAUUAAAAAUGUUUAAAACACAUCAUGUACACAGCAAAUGAAAAAAAAAAUUGAUCGAGAGAGGAGAGAGUGAGAGAGAGAGAGAGAGAAAAUCGUGACUACUUUUUAUCACUGCUUCGGCAUUAUAUAGAUCACCACUACGACGGAGUUGUCUGGAUAAAUUUUACGUCCCGUAAAAUUUUCGUGUAUUUUUUAUUUUUAAAUUUAUUUUAACGAUUUUUCCGCGAUUCAUGAACCAACAGCAAAUUACAUCAGACAAUGGCGAUAUUAUUAUAAUUAUUAUUGUUGGCGCUUAUUUACGCGCGUAUAGAUUACUAUACGUUACGCUCGGACAUUGUAUACGUAAACACUGAGUAGAACAGCGGUCCAGUUGAAGGAGAGGGUAAAAAAUUAACCAUUCGUGACGGUUUGGAAUCGAUAAAUUAACAAUAUAGUAUAAUACACGUAAUAUCAUAAUACUAUACGCGCCGUUACGGUUGAAAUUCGAAACGUGUGUAACGUAUAUAAUUUAAUUUUAUGUACCGAGAUGUAUACGGAAUAAUAAUUAUAAUAAUAUUGUCGUAAUACGUUUUCGUUUUAUUGUCAACAGUGAUUUUAUUAUAAAAAGCUGCAUUGAUUAUGGUACGAUAACUAAAAACAGCGAUAUAGUUUUACAGCCACAACAGCACACCCAUUUUUUAGAUGUCAACCCAACCGAUACUAACCACCAUCUGAACGUUUGUAUAAAUACUUGUUUUAGAACAGGCACGUUUAGUUGACUUCAUUAUUCAAUAGGUAUUUAUAAUAAAUUAUGUAUAAUGUGAACAGCUGGUACCUAUUUUUAGGACUUUUUUUUCUAUUCAAAUCGCGUUUACGUGUUUAUUAAACAUUAUGCAUAGUUAGAUCGAUUCGCUUUUUAUCUCCAAUCAUAAUUGUUUUAAAAUGUCUGAAAACUUGUUUCAAA
Messenger RNA from Melanaphis sacchari, 4299 nucleotides. RefSeq names its product zwei Ig domain protein zig-8-like. The coding region runs from base 397 to 1353 and encodes 318 amino acids. NCBI's taxonomy places the organism in Eukaryota, Metazoa, Arthropoda, Insecta, Hemiptera, Aphididae. The transcript is spliced from 7 exons. The record is from RefSeq and is a predicted model, not a curated record. Gene Ontology annotation, biological process: synapse organization. Gene Ontology annotation, cellular component: neuron projection membrane.